This is a messenger RNA of Pocillopora meandrina, 2477 nucleotides long. Lineage: Eukaryota; Metazoa; Cnidaria; Anthozoa; Scleractinia; Pocilloporidae. The record is from the annotation of a GenBank genome assembly.
AGGAAAAAGAGAAAACUUUGAAUAACAAAUCGACCAUAUGGGUUGGUAACUUGGACAGGCGACUGAGCGAGUGAGUGAACAGCUUGCCCAGACAACUAAAGCAUCUCAUAGCUUUUUCAGAAAUUACGCUAAUAUGGUGUUAGAAUUCGUUUGUAUUACCCUCUCAGCGUGUUAAAAAGCCUGAAAAAAUGCAUUCCGAAAAAGAUACAAAGCUCGAGAUUAUGACUGGUUUACAUGAGUGCUUCUUUAAUAUUUUGCCGCCAGCCUUUUUUUAGUUGCACCAGGCCUACGAAACACCUUUACCUUGCUGUCUUUAGGUUUGUUCUUUUAAGCUUAGGAUGCAUGUCUUUAUUUGUGUAUAAUAGAUAUAACCUCCUGAAAAUUCUUCAGCGGUUUGGAGAGAUCAAGAACUUUGACCUCCAUUUUCAUAAAUCUGGUGCUAGAGAGGGAGAGCCAUCUUACUGCUUUGUUGAGUUCAAAACCUUCCAGGUACGUAGAUAGUUGGAAGAGUGUUGCAUGUCAUUACAACAAUACAAGAUGAAGAGGACUAGUAUUUGAACUUUUUCUGUUUUGGUCUGGCUCUAUAAAAUUCUCUAGGAAGCAGAAAAUGCUCUGCUUGGAUUGAAUGGCAAACUAGCACUGUCCAAGCCUCUGACCGUAAACUGGGCAAGGAAAAAAACUGGAGAGGCUGUAAGUGGAAAGCAGAGUUGAUGUUAGAAUUGAGUUAUUUAAUACCUUCUUAGUAGAGGUCACUGGUAAGGAACCUCAUAAGAAUAAAGGAUUUUGUAGCUGAGUGGGCACUCAGUGAAAGCUCACAGAACUCUUUACCAUGGCAAAUUUACUUAACUCAUGGAUAUGAAAGCAAUCUUUGAAGUUAUGACUUUUAUAAAUUCACAGCCAUUUACUCAACUCAGUUCUAGACUUCAGCACCAUUGUUUUCAUCUUUUAUUUUUUUGCAGAUUUACUUACCAGUUAUUUAAAAAAACUAUGCUUUACCUGGUCUUACUUAUCUUUGUGUCUCAUUGGUAAAACAAAAGAGAGGAAUCUGGGUUAAUGUGUUGUGUUCUCCACUCUCACAGAGCCCUUUCUUUACCCUGGAGUAUACAGUGUGACUGGUUAUCAGUGGACUGUUAGGAACUUGGUGAUAUCCUGAGGAAGUUGUAAUACACCUGGUCCCACAAUAUAUGUUAGACAUAUCUAUAUUUAUUUUUAUGGUGACCUGUCAUGUCUUCAUACAGGGAAAGAAAGAGAAAGAUAAAGUUAUAGCAACCACUCCAGGCUCAUCACAAAGUUCACUAGAUAGGUGAGAGAAGAAAAACAAUUGGUGAUAUUGUAAAUUUGGUUAUCCUUAUUCUCUCCUGUUGUAAAAUUAUCAUGACUUGAAAACUGGCUAUCAGCACUUGCCAAGAACAAUAUCAAUUUUGCUGCUGCUUAAAACAACAAGGUAUACACCCUGUUAUUAAGUUGGUGAUGUUACUAAAGUAUUGCAUCUAUUAUGGUCUUAAGACACGUCUAUCCCCAUAUGUGAUUAUUACAGUUUGCAAAAUUUCAAAAUGUAACAUGGAUUUUCGAUCAACUGUUGAUAGCUUCAUGGUGUGGGCAGGUUGAUGUAAUAUUCAAAAUCUUUUUCCUUCUCUCUCCAGCUGCGACUCCAAGAUACAAGCAAUUGAGGCCAAGCUCAAACUGAUGGAAAGUGGACAUGAAAAAGAACCAUCUGGCCAAGGAAAACAUCCUCUUCUAGUCCAGAGUGAGCAAUUAAGGUCUCACCCAUACAAGAAGCAAGAAAGACACCACAGAGGAAGAGGAAGACGUGCAAGAUGACAGUGAUCCCUUUUAGACUCUCCCUGUCUUGUUAAACUCUUUAACUCCAAAGAUAUGAUUGCUAAUUCUCCCAUCUAGCCACUACACAUAUCCUUGUAAAUUAGUUACAAGAAUUUGGUGGUAUGUCAAGGUAACAACUUCCACUUAAUAAAUUUUAGUACUCUCAUCACCUGUUUGCAGGAUAGUGUACGAAUAUUGUAGGAAUAAGUUACUUAUUAAUUACUUCUGGGAGUUAAAGGUUUAAUUCCAUGUGGCUGAGAAAUAGUUAAACUUUUAACUAUAGUGAAAUGUUUUGUAAAACGUUGUACAGAGGUUGUUGGGAUCAUUUUAAAGUAUUUAACAGCUUCAAAAAAUAACUAGCUGACAUUACGGGAAUGAUGUGGAACAAGACACUGCUAUUGAAAUUCAGCUCCAAGGUAAAAAGCCUGGGGAUUCUGCAAGUGUGUAGGAUUGCUUUGAUUCACUGAUCCAGAAGUUAAAAAUUUUACUUGCAGGUGUUUUUUAGCUUACUAUUUAAUGCUUGAGUGCAUAUAAAUUAGAACCCUUUAACUACAAUACACGUAUAACAUACACAUACAAUUCAAUCUAGUAAAUAUGUAAAAAUGUAAAUAACAUGUUAUGACAAAAAUGAAAUGAGUAAUAAAUGAAAGGCGCAG